UCAGAGAUAAAUUGUCCAGACUAAUGUUUGAAGUACUGCUCUCGCAACAAUGAAGGUUCUGACGAUUUUCUGUUUGAUUUUUACGAUUAAUGCUGACGAAGUUGCAGACAUCUUGUUCUCGACAAAUCUUGAAGAGUUACAGAAUGUGCCUAUAUAUUUCGACAAACCGUUACCGUCAUGGCUUAAAGGAACUAUGAUGAGAAAUGGCGUAGGGCGCUUUGAAAUUGGUAAUAGAAAAUACACAAACGCACUAGAUGGGUUUGCCAAACUUGCCAGCUGGAGGUUCCCUGGAAAUGGUUCAGCAUACUACAGCACGAGGAUGGUUUAUUCCGACUCAUACAACCUAUCUUUGGCUACAAAUGACAUUGCACCAUAUUUAAUGCUUGAUGAAGUUGUACCACCAUUUGAUAUUGUAAAAGAACUGGAAUCUUUCAAGAAUGGUCCAGAUAACAUGGACGUAAACAUAUUCAACUUUGGCGGCAAGGGAAUAGAUUUUGUUAUUGUGAGCGACUACUGGAAUUUGUACACGAUUGACCCUUAUUCUCUUGUUACUCUAAAAGGAGUUCAUCCACCUGUACCAAACACAACUGCCGGGCUUGACCAAGCCAUAGUCCUAGGCUCAGCGCAUCCACUUCCGGAAUACGGCACAGAUAACUAUCUCACAUUUGUAUCCGCGGCUACGCCAAUUCCAGGGCAGAAAAGCAAACUUAUUUUAACAAGGACUAAGUCUUCAAGUGAAAGGCAGCCAAUAGCUACUAUAGAAGUUGACAAGGCGUCGUACAUGCAUUCCUUUGCGGUUACAGAACAUUAUGCUGUAUUGUUUGCUGUUCCGUUUUACGUGAAUCCACUCGGCAUGCUGAAAGACUUCAGACCCCUGGAUGCUUUUGAAUGGAUAAGUACAGACGUUACAAAAUUAUAUGCAAUCAAUUUGAAAACUGGGCAAGUAAAAACACUCAAAACAGAGAACAUGUUCUUUCUCCAUGUCGUCAACGCUUAUGAAUCGGAUUUAUUCAGUAAUGAAGUAAUUAUAGACGUUUGCACAUUCAAAGACACUGGAGGUCUACAUCAGAUGGAAAUGAGCAGUCUCCAUGACCCCGUUAAAAGAGCUAAUUCUUCAAUACCAAUUCUGAAAAGGUACACACUUGAUCUUGAGAGCGGUGAAGUUAACGUACAUAUAUUCGAAUCUGGUAAUGCAUCCAUGGCUUUUGUCAAUGCUUUCGACUUCCCAACUAUAAACGAGAACUAUAGGUCUAAGAAAUAUUGUUAUUCGUACGGCAUUGCGUAUAACUAUGACCAUAAAGAUUUUCUUCAUAUGGCAAUUGUUAAAAAAGACUUCUGUUCUGGAAAUGACAAGACGUAUACACAAGCUGGAGAAUACUUGGCCGAACCCUAUUUCAUACCUGCACCGGGAGGAAGUCGAGAGGAUGAUGGGAUAUUAGUUCUACCGGUCCUUGAUAUGACCACGAAAAGCACCAACUUUACUAUCUUCAAUGCUACCGAUCUGACACCAAUGAAUUCGGCAAAACUACCACAUAAUCUUCCCUUCGGUACACACGGGCGCUUCUUCGAUUACAUAAUCUAGCAUUAUGAACUGCCAUGCACUGCUACCUUUUGAUUACUAUUCAUACUAGU
Mercenaria mercenaria is the source of this 1632-nucleotide messenger RNA. RefSeq names its product beta,beta-carotene 15,15'-dioxygenase-like. Gene Ontology annotation, biological process: retinal metabolic process; carotene catabolic process. Lineage: Eukaryota; Metazoa; Mollusca; Bivalvia; Venerida; Veneridae. Gene Ontology annotation, molecular function: beta-carotene 15,15'-dioxygenase activity; carotenoid dioxygenase activity. The transcript has 2 exons. Bases 50 to 1582 code for a protein of 510 amino acids. The record is from RefSeq and is a predicted model, not a curated record.